AAUCACUCCUAGAGAUUCCAGGGUAAAUUUUCAGUCAAAAAUUGCUCUAUAUUCAAGUCAUAAAGUAUAAAAAUCACUACAAGGAGUUUGCUCUUUGCGAGUGCUCUUAGUUCUAGGGAGGAAACAGAUGGCGAUUCGAAUGGCAAUUUCCGUGGUGGUUCAAUUAAGUCCUUGAGUUUUUUUUUUAAUGUAUUUGGAUUUCUCCAACUCGACGAAUGGACUUAAAAGAGGCAGAUGCCGGGAUAGACUAACAUAGGAUGCGGGAGGAAGAAGAGUACCUAAUUGCAACGAAAACGGCGCCAUAACAACAUCACAAGAGAAAAUCAAGCAAAUCCAAGAUGACUAACUUUACGAUUCCGACCCCUAGCAGACAACAAACUGCCCUGACGUCCCGCAGCACCGCGCUCAAGGUCAUCGAAUCCACAGCCAUCCUUUUUAUAAAUUUAUUUGCGCUUGCUGGAAACGCAAUCUUAUACUGGGCUAUCCGAAGAAACUGCCGCCUUCGACAAAAUACAACGAAUUUAUUAAUUUCAUCUCUGGCUUUGGGUGAUAUACUUAUGGCCGUUCUUUGUAUGCCGUUCUCGAUAGGAGUUUUCAUUCUGGGACGGUGGAUGUUUGGCGAGUUAGUUUGUCAGCUCCAGGGAUUCGCUUUCUUCGUGUUGGCGUUUGUUUCGCAAGAAACCAUGGCCCUGAUUGCAGUAAACCGCUACCUAAACGUUACAAAACCUGUCGUUUAUCGUAGAAUCUUUACACGCAAAAGAUCUCUUAGAAUGAUCGUAUUUGUAUGGCUAGUUUGCGUGAUUUACGUAAGUAUUUUUGCCAUCCUGAAAUGGCCAGUUUUCGUCUUCGACCCCGGCAAGACUAUCUGCCACAUUAGCUUAACAGAUCACAAUUUUAAGAAUGCUUGGAAUACAAUAACAAUGGUUGUUUUUUCACUUACCCCUAUGGCAACCCUAUUUGUUUCUUACUGGCGGGUUUUGGUGUGCGUUCGUAGACACAAUACUGUAGCUUUACGCUCGCUUCGCACUGGAAGUUUGCAAAGAAGUGCCCAUGCAUUGGAAGAUAUAAAGAUUAGCAAGAUCAUUCUAGGUCUGAUAGCAGGUUAUUUCUGUUGUUGGCUCCCGGCGUACAGUAUUUCUUACGUCAAGCUAGCUUAUCCCGCUGUUUCAGACCAGCGUUUCCCCCAAACCCUCUGGGCUUUUCUGGUAUUCAGUUCUAGUGCCAUAAAUUCUGUUAUUUAUGGAAUUCUGAACAGAACAUUUCGAAUAGAAAUUCUCAAGAUAGUGAGUCGCAAAAGGGGUGUAGAUCGAGCCGUCGAAAACAACAUUACGAACUGUGUCUUGUAAAGAAAAGAAACUAUACUUUUGCCAUACUUGAAGUUAUAUGUGUCUAGCUAUUUUUAAAAACUCUCUCUCAAUUCAUUUGAUACAGACAGAGAGAGCGAGAGAACAAAAACAGCUUUAAUUGAAAUGAUAAAGAAAACCAAAGAGUUUAGUUGCGUUCAAAUGUAUUUUUAUGGUGUACAUUAGCCUAAGUUUGACAAUUCUGUUAUCAUGGAAAAUAAAUUAGAUUUGAUUUGUA
This is a messenger RNA of Pocillopora damicornis (cauliflower coral), 1581 nucleotides long. Its product is annotated as galanin receptor 2b-like. Gene Ontology annotation, biological process: G protein-coupled receptor signaling pathway. Gene Ontology annotation, cellular component: membrane. The record is from RefSeq and is a predicted model, not a curated record. Lineage: Eukaryota; Metazoa; Cnidaria; Anthozoa; Scleractinia; Pocilloporidae. Gene Ontology annotation, molecular function: G protein-coupled receptor activity.